Messenger RNA from Tupaia belangeri chinensis (Chinese tree shrew), 3177 nucleotides. It is a transcript of the gene GOLGA5, whose product is annotated as golgin A5. The record is from RefSeq and is a predicted model, not a curated record. The coding region runs from base 605 to 2800 and encodes 731 amino acids. The transcript is spliced from 13 exons. Gene Ontology annotation, biological process: Golgi organization; retrograde transport, vesicle recycling within Golgi. Gene Ontology annotation, cellular component: Golgi membrane; Golgi cisterna. Lineage: Eukaryota; Metazoa; Chordata; Mammalia; Scandentia; Tupaiidae.
AGUUUAUGUAAUCUCUGCCACUAGAAAGUAAGUUCCAUGAAAUCGAGGACUAUUUUUUCGGCAGAGCCAUCUUCGGCCCGGCCAGAUCACCUGAGGCUCACCUCCGCCCACCUCUGGCCUCAGAUUCUCACUAGGCAGAGCGCCGCCUGGAUCGCCCACGUGGUUCGCAGCUAAGCCCCGCCCCUGUGGGCGUGGCCCCCGACGUUGUCCCGGCGGCGCGCAGGCCGUCGUCCGCGGGAGAGGAGCUACGUCACACGCACGCAGGGCCUGUCCGGCUCCUGGUUUCUGCGCAGGCAGUAAAGGGGCGUGGCGAGGCGCAAGGCCCCCGCAGCUGCCGACGCCGCCGCCUGAGCCUUCUCCAGGUGGCUGCUGUCGACUCUCCGCCGCUCAGGCAGCUCAGAAGCCACUCUGUUUUGGGGUCCUCGCCACCCUUCCACGUCUCCCGGAAGAUACAGCAGGGCCACGGCCGGUCGGAGAGGUGGUUCGCCCUACCUGGGCCCUCUCUGGGCCGGGUCCUUAGGGUGUGCGGCCCGGAAGGGUGACGAGGUCGAGCUGCAGCCUCUCCGGAGUCCUCAGGUUUCCCCCUGUUUGUUCGGCUGCCGUCAUGUCUUGGUUUGUUGAUCUUGCUGGAAAGGCAGAAGAUCUUUUAAACCGAGUUGAUCAAGGGGCUGCAACAGCUCUCAGUAGGAAAGAGAACCCCAGCAACAACAUAUAUAGCAAAAAAAUUGACUAUCCUGAACUUCACCAACAAAAUACAGAUUUGACUUAUCAGACUGGACCUAAAGCUACAUAUAUUUCCUCUGCAGCUGAUAACAUUAGAAAUCAGACAGCUACCAUCUUAGCUGGCACUGCAAAUGUGAAAAUAGGAUCGAGGACACCCGUGGAACCCUCCCAUCCUGUUGAAAAUGCAUCUAGUCCUAGGCCUUCAUCCCAGUUUGUUCGAAGAAAAAAGUCAGAACCUGAUGAUGAGCUGCUGUUCGAUUUUCUUAAUAGUUCACAGAAGGAGCCUACCGGACGGGUGGAAAUCAAAAAAGAAAAGGGCAAAAUGCCCGUCUUUCAGAGUUCUCGGACAUCAAGUGUCAGUUCUGUGAACCGCGGUGUAGCUGCUGUCAAAUCCACUGAAGAAAAUUCCGGGAGCCAAAGCCAUGAAGCUGCUGAUAAUUCAGAUUCUGGCCUGGAAGGCCAAGGCGAUUCCUCAAAGGAAAAUGCGCCAUCAAACACCCCCUGUUCCGAUCACAACCCGACACCUAGUGAUGAUGGCAAAUCACAUGAACUGUCUAAUCUUCGACUGGAGAAUCAACUGCUGAGGAAUGAAGUUCAGUCUUUAAAUCAGGAAAUGGCCUCAUUACUUCAAAGAUCCAAAGAAACUCAAGAAGAAUUAAACAAAGCAAGAGCAAGAGUUGAGAAGUGGAAUGUUGACCAUUCAAAGAGUGAUCGAAUAACUCGAGAACUCCGAGCUCAGGUCGAUGACCUGACUGAAGCAGUGGCUGCGAAGGAUUCCCAGCUGGCUGUACUGAAAGUGAGACUGCAGGAAGCUGACCAGCUACUCAGUGCUCGCACGGAAGCAUUAGAAGCCUUACAGAGUGAAAAAUCACGAAUAAUGCAGGAUCACAGUGAAGGCAGUAGCCUACAGAACCAAGCUCUGCAGACCCUUCAGGAGAGACUACAUGAAGCGGAUGCCACACUGAGGAGAGAGCAGGAGAGCUAUAAACAGAUGCAGAGCGAGUUCGCUGCACGCCUUAAUAAAGUGGAAGUGGAACGUCAGAAUUUGGCAGAAGCAGUUACUCUAGCAGAAAGAAAAUACUCAGAUGAGAAGAAGAGAGUUGAUGAACUUCAGCAGCAAGUCAAGCUAUGCAAGUCAAACUUGGAGUCUUCUAAGCAGGAAUUAAUUGACUACAAGCAAAAAGCUACUAGAAUACUCCAAUCUAAAGAAAAAUUGAUUAACAGCCUGAAAGAAGGCUCUGGCUUCGAAGGGCUAGAUAGCAAUACUGCCAAUAGCGUGGAGCUAGAAGAACUUCGGCAUGAGAAGGAGAUGCAACGGGAGGAAAUACAGAAGCUGAUGGGCCAGAUACAUCAGCUCAGAUCCGAAUUACAGGAUAUGGAGGCUCAGCAGGUUAGUGAAGCAGAAGCAGCAAGAGAACAGCUGCAAGAUCUACAGGACCAGAUAGCUGGGCAGAAAGCUUCCAAGCAAGAACUAGAGACAGAAUUGGACCGACUGAAGCAGGAAUUCCACUAUGUAGAAGAAGAUCUGUAUCGGACAAAGAACACGUUGCAAAGCAGAAUUAAAGAUCGAGAAGAAGAAAUUCAAAAGCUCAGGAAUCAGCUUACCAAUAAGACUUUAAGCAACAGCAGUCAGUCCGAGUUGGAAAAUCGGCUCCAUCAGCUGACAGAGACGCUCAUCCAGAAGCAGACCAUGCUGGAGAGCCUCAGCACGGAAAAGAACUCUCUGGUCUUUCAGCUGGAGCGCCUCGAGCAGCAGAUGAGCUCUGCCUCUGGAAGUAGCAGCAAUGGAUCGUCUAUCAGCAUGCCUGCCAUCGACAGUGGUGAAGGCACACGUCUGCGAAAUGUUCCUGUUCUUUUUAAUGACACGGAAACGAAUCUGGCAGGAAUGUAUGGAAAAGUUCGCAAAGCUGCUAGUUCAAUUGACCAGUUUAGUAUCCGUUUGGGAAUUUUCCUCCGAAGAUACCCCAUAGCACGAGUUUUUGUAAUUAUAUAUAUGGCUUUGCUUCACCUCUGGGUCAUGAUUGUGCUGUUGACUUACACACCAGAAAUGCACCGUGACCAACCGUACAGCAGAUGAACUGAGCCCGGUGGCUUCGGCGAUUGGCUGUCUUCUUCUGAACAUGGGAUCUGCCUAAAAUUCCUGAGGAGGGUGCACAGGAUGGCUUUAGCACUACAACCGUUAACUUUUUAAGUUAUUAUAUAGGUUCUCUGCCACCUAAAUCUCCCUCUUCUGUCCUCCAGAUGAUGCGUUUCUAAAACAGUUUAACAAGCUCAGCUCUGCUUUUUCUGAGUUCACCAGUCCUCGUGUGUACGUAUAGACAGAGGGAGAGGAGAGAGAGGCUGGGUUCACUCUGUACAGACCUCCCUGUUCGUUAGGUGACACUGAUUGUGGGCUAUAAUCAGGGAAACUAAUUGUAUUUAGUGAGAAAAAUAAAAAGUCUUCUUUUUUGAUAA